Messenger RNA from Drosophila gunungcola (fruit fly), 1595 nucleotides. RefSeq names its product inward rectifier potassium channel irk-1 (gene Irk3). Lineage: Eukaryota; Metazoa; Arthropoda; Insecta; Diptera; Drosophilidae. Gene Ontology annotation, molecular function: inward rectifier potassium channel activity. The record is from RefSeq and is a predicted model, not a curated record. Gene Ontology annotation, cellular component: plasma membrane. Gene Ontology annotation, biological process: regulation of monoatomic ion transmembrane transport; potassium ion import across plasma membrane. Bases 228 to 1556 code for a protein of 442 amino acids. The transcript has 5 exons.
UAGUAGUCUCCACGGACCCCGACUUAGUCAGUGUCAGGCGGUCAGGCAAUCAAGUUGAGCUCUCUCUUUCGCCAACGACGCGUCGGCCACUGCAGCCUAAUUCAAUUAAAAUUAAAACGCAGAUCUACGCGACCGAGUGAAGAAAUUGCCCCAAAUUCCCGACAAUUAUAGGCCACGCUCGUCAGUAAUCCCGCAUCUGCGUAGGCAGUCAUAUCUGAAUCUCGGCCAUGCAAUCGGACGCAUCUCCCCUGGAAGCCGCGGCCACGGAAUCCCUGCCCAUGCACCGAUCCACCUCCAUGCCCGUGAAGCCAAAGCCGCUGGAGCAGAAGCCCCUGCUCCGGUCCUCCGAGAAGGAGACGGUCAAUGCGGCGGAUUACUACCCGGAAAGUCCGGGAUUCGUGAGGCGCAGGAAGUCCAAAAAUGCCGGCGAUCACCUAGAAACACGCAGCGAGCAGAACUUCCCAUACUCACACGACUGGGCGGGCAGCACCAUAGAGCUAACACCAGAUGUGGGUUCCGGACCAGGAAGCUCUUCACCGGAUGGAAUGAGACGCAGCCUGCAUCGCGUAAUGGAGAAGAACGGCAAGGAGAACGUUGUGUUCCGUCGAAUUCCGGAGAAGUCCUGGCGCUACAUGCGGGACCUGGUCACCACGCUGAUGGAGCUGGAGUGGAAAUACAUGCUGACCCUGUUCCUGGGCAGUUACUUCCUCAGCUGGCUGCUCUUCGCCGCCCUCUGCUACGUGGUGGCCUACUCCCACGGCGACUUCAUCUUCGACCCAGUGAGCGGAGAACGGAUGGGCGAGGGCGAAGAUCCGUGCAUCUUCGGGGUGGGCAACUGGGUGGCCAUGCUCAUCUACUCGGUGGAGACGCAGACGACCCUUGGAUUUGGAGAGAAGUACGCCAGUGAGGAGUGCCCAGAGACCAUCUUUCUGUUCGUAAUGCAGAUGAUGAGUGCCGCCCUCAUCGAAGGAUGUAUGGUGAGCGUGAUCUAUGCCAAGACAGCACGUCCGGCGCGGCAGCUGACCAAGCUGAAGUUCAGCGACAAAGCGGUGAUCUGCUGCCGCGACGGACGACUGUGUUUGCUCUUCCGCGUGUGCGAUCCCCGCGAGCAACAGUCCAUCGAGUCCAAAAUCCGCGUCUACAUGAUCGUCGAUAAGCGCACGCGAGAGGGUGAGAUCGUUAAAACUCACGUGGAACUGAAGUUAGAGGGAAAUGGGGAGCAGAUUAUACUCUGGCCCGAUGUGGUGUGCCAUGUGAUCGACGAGUCGAGUCCUCUGUUCCAGUUCACCACCGCCAAGCUCUUCAAUGCCGCACAACACGAGCUUUACGUGUCCAUUGUGGGCACUUCCCCGGCCACAGGACAAAUGACGGAGGCCAAGACGUCCUAUCUUCCAAGGGAGAUUUUCUGGGGCCAGCGGUUCGUCAACAUCAUCCACUACGAUGCCCAAAACGAGCGUUACAUCGUCGACUACGAGAACUUUAACAGGACCAUUUCAGUGGACAUGCCCAUGAUGCAGCCGACUAGUGAUUAUUUAAAGCUAGAGUACAGAAAGUGAACUUGAAAAUUAAAUGCAUACAUCUUUUAUGAGACAGUU